Messenger RNA from Rhopalosiphum maidis (corn leaf aphid), 711 nucleotides. Its product is annotated as DEAD-box ATP-dependent RNA helicase 37-like. NCBI's taxonomy places the organism in Eukaryota, Metazoa, Arthropoda, Insecta, Hemiptera, Aphididae. The record is from RefSeq and is a predicted model, not a curated record. The transcript has 4 exons. Bases 1 to 711 code for a protein of 236 amino acids. Gene Ontology annotation, molecular function: ATP binding; nucleic acid binding.
AUGGUUAACAUUCAUGCGAUUACUGAAAUAUGCAAAUAUACAUAUGUGGAAAGUGAUGUUGAGUCUGAUCUUAAACAAGAAUCAAAUAUCGAUUAUCGUACUCCUGGCAGUAGUCGAACUGAUCAUACCAAUAAGAUACAGAAGGUGACAGUAAAUGGAAUGAAUGACGUAGAAUUUAAAGAAAUGCAAAUAUCAAUGAAGUAUAAUGGUAUCACAAGUGUAUCUGUCAAUCUGUCACACCUUCGGUACAAAAAAACAAUUAUAAUACAGAAUUAUGCAAUACCAAUUCUUAUAAGUGGAAGAGAUAUGAUAGCCAGAACACCAACCGGUUCAGGGAAAACUACAGCUUUUGUUGUACCAUUACUGAGUUGUAUACUAAAAAAUGUAUUCGAAAUAAAUGGCGACGGUCAUCCUUCCGAGUGUUUCGAUCCACUUGCUAUAAUCGUUGUACCUACGAUACAACGUGUCAAAAAUGUUUAUAAUGUUGUAAGUCGUUUAAUUACAAACACAGAAAUAAAAUGUGAACCAUUGUUUAAAAUAAAUUUAGUUCCUGACCCAAAACGUAAAAUUCAGAACGGUAUUCAUAUUCUUAUUUCCUAUCCAGAAUGUUUAGCUGGUAUCGUGACCCGUGGUUGGAUAACUUUUUCAAAAUUACAAAUAAUUGUACUCGACGAUGCGGAUUCAUUAUUAAAAGCCGGCUAUAAGCCUUAA